Prunus persica (peach) is the source of this 2981-nucleotide messenger RNA. RefSeq names its product HIPL1 protein. The transcript has 7 exons. The record is from RefSeq and is a predicted model, not a curated record. The coding region runs from base 789 to 2879 and encodes 696 amino acids. Lineage: Eukaryota; Viridiplantae; Streptophyta; Magnoliopsida; Rosales; Rosaceae.
AUUAUGCUUUUCCGGCUUGUCUUUUGGUGUUGGGUUUCAACGUUGAACACACCCUAUAGCCACAAGGGCAUUUGGGUAAUCAGCGUUGAUGGCACAGGACACACUGAAGCCAACCAAGAUCUAUCCAGGUUUGUUUUCUAUGUAAACAAACAAGUGGGUGUCUUCCUUCCCAACAACCCCCAUCAAUUUAGAUAAAGUAUUAAGGAAAAGUCAAACCAUAUGUAAACUGUCAAGUUGAUCAUGGUGGUGCCUCAGUCUUUAAUUCGCUUUAAGUUAUGGUGCCUCUGUCUUUAAAUCAAUGAGUUGAAAACAAGUUGUCAAAAAAGCCUUGUGAAAGAGAGACGGAGAGAGAAAGCAAAUUGAAACAUAUUCAUUUCUGGAGCAGAGCUGAAGAGAGUUGAAGUGGAGAGAGAGAGAGAGAGAGUUGAGUUUAAAAAAGGGGGGAGAGAGAUUGGAAAAUGAUCUCCCUUCUGGAAGCUGAAUAUAAAAAUUUUGGUCUAUAGAGAGAGAGAGAGAGAGAGAGAGAGAGAGAGAGAGAGAGAGCAUAUAGAUGGGCUAAUAAUGGAGAUACAUAACAGAUAGAAGCUAGAGUGGUUGGAUUGGCAGAAUGCUAAUAUUCCAGUGAACUUUUAGUUUGUAAACAAUCCUUCAGCAUUUCUCAAGUCAAUGCAACACUGUUGCUAAUUGGACCCUGUUGAAGUAGAUUAAAGGGAGAGAUGUUAUAAAGAGAGAUACCUGCUUUCCUCUCACUCACUCUCUCUCUCUCUCCUUUCUCUCUUGGUGUAGUGAUGGGUGGUGUUCUAGCCAUUGGGUUUCUGCUUUGCAACUUGCUGCUGCUUUUUGAUACUUCAUUUUCACAUCCUUUAUGCAUUGAUUCAAGGGCACCUUCUACCCUGAGUAGCCCACUCAAAUUUUGUUCUUACAAUGAAACCGCUUGCUGCAACUCCACAGAAGAUUUACAAAUACAGAAACAAUUCCAAACCAUGAACAUCUCCAAUUCUGGCUGUGCUUCUCUCUUAAAAUCAGUACUUUGUGCGAGGUGCGAUCCAUUUUCGGGUGAGCUUUUUACAGUUGAUUCUGUGCCCCGGCCAGUUCCUCUACUUUGCAACUCCACUGUUUCAGCAAAUUCAUCCCAGUCUAUCCAAGAAGUGAAUGAUUUUUGCUCUAACAUAUGGGACACAUGCCAAAAUGUGUCCAUAUUGAACUCUCCCUUUGCCCCUUCAUUACAAGGCCAAGCUGGAUUGCCUGUCAAGUCCAAUGUUAGUGAGCUAACCAAACUCUGGCAAUCGAAAGCCGAUUUCUGCAAUGCAUUUGGUGGAGCCUCUAGUGAUGGAUCAGUAUGUUUUGGUGGUGAACCUGUCACUCUAAAUGAUUCUGGAACUCCAAUCCCCCCACAUGGUUUGUGCCUCGAGAAAAUUGGAAAUGGAUCUUACCUCAAUAUGGUUGCUCAUCCUGAUGGCUCUAACCGCGCAUUUUUCUCCAGUCAACAAGGCAAGAUUUGGUUGGCAACUAUUCCUGAAGAGGGAUCAGGAACAGCAAUGGAGCUUGAUGAAUCCAGUCCCUUUGUGGAUCUAACUGAUGAAGUUCAUUUUGAUACUGCAUUUGGAAUGAUGGGUAUGGCAUUUCAUCCCAACUUCGCGCAAAAUGGCCGGUUCUUUGCUUCAUUCAACUGUGAUAAGGAGAAGUGGCCAGGAUGCACAGGAAGAUGUUCAUGUAAUUCAGAUGUCAAUUGUGAUCCUUCAAAAAUAGGUUCUGAUAAUGGUGCUCAACCGUGCCAAUACCAAACUGUUAUAGCAGAGUAUUCUGCUAAUGGUACAGCAUCCCAGCCUUCCUUGGCAACAAGUGCCAAACCAUCAGAAGUAAGAAGGAUAUUUACUAUGGGCCUCCCCUUCACAGCUCAUCAUGGAGGACAGAUACUCUUUGGACCGGAAGAUGGGUACUUAUACCACAUGAUGGGGGAUGGUGGGGGUACAGGUGAUCCAUACAACUUCUCUCAAAACAAGAAAUCCUUGCUUGGGAAGAUUAUGAGGCUUGAUGUCGAUAACGUACUAAGCGAGGCAGAAAUUGAUAAACUUGUUUUAUGGGGAAACUACUCCAUCCCCAAAGACAAUCCAUUCUCAGAAGAUCCAGAAUUGAGGCCAGAAAUUUGGGCUUUAGGACUAAGAAAUCCUUGGCGCUGCAGUUUCGAUUCUGCUAGGCCUUCCUACUUUAUAUGCGCAGACGUUGGGCAGGAUCUACAUGAAGAGGUGGAUGUUAUCACCAAGGGUGGAAACUAUGGCUGGAGUUUUUACGAGGGCCCAUAUGUUUUCACUCCUCCAAAGUCACUUGGUGGAAAUACAUCCAGAAAACCUACAGACCCCAUUUUCCCUAUAAUGGGAUACAACCAUUCUGAAGUAAACAAGAAAGAAGGAUCAGCAUCUAUAACCGGCGGCUAUAUCUACCGGUCUGAGACUGAUCCAUGCAUGUUUGGAAGGUACGUGUAUGGAGACUUGUAUGCUGGUGCCAUAUGGGCAGGCUCUGAGGACCCAGAAAACAGUGGCAACUUCAGCUCAAGCAAGAUUCCUUUCAGCUGUGGACGCGACUCUCCGAUAGCUUGCAGCUCUGUCCCGGACAGCAGCCUUCCAGCUCUAGGUUACAUCUUCUCAUUCGGGGAGGACAACCGAAAAGACAUCUUCAUUCUAGCCAGCAGUGGUGUUUACAGAGUUGUUCGUCCUAGCCGUUGCAACUACACUUGCUCCAAGGAAAAUGUCACUGCUGUUGCAACCCCAGGACCUAAUGGUUCACCUAGUUCCCAUGCUACAUGGUUAUCAAGCAACCCAUCCAAGAAUGUAGUGCUCCUAUUUUCUUCUCUAGUGUUGCUUCUCCUCAGUUUUGUCUAAGUAUUACUAACUGCAGCAUCUGAUGCUGGUGUUUUGUACCAUAAAGACUUCUCUUUGUAAUUAUAUGUUCUUAAUGAAAAUAAAGAUUUUAAUUUAAAGAAA